AUGUCCGACAUGACGACACCUCCACUGGACGGUUCGGUUCAAGUGUUACCGGGAUUUCUCGACUUUCAUGCCAGACAACAUCCUCGGCAGCCACUUUACGUGUUUUCUGCAUCAGACAAUCCUCACGGCGACCUGUCAAAUAUAUCAUAUCAGGACUUCAGUGAUGCUACACACCGCAUUGCUCACUAUUUGCGUCCGAUACCAGGCGAAGACCUUGACCGUCGAGUCCUCGCGUGCCUUUUGCAUACUGAUGCCGUCUUCUACCACGCUGUUACUGUGGGCGCCAUUCGCGCGGGAUUGAUUCCCUUCCCUAUAGCGCCUGGUACCUCUCCUGCUGCCAUUGCCAGAAUGCUGGAGCGCACAAAUACGCAUCGCAUUAUCUCCCAGCCUCACUUUGCUUCGUUGGUGCGCGACGUUCAGCGCGUUCUCCCCGACGACUAUGAUCUCCACGUGGACCCGUUACCCUCCUUUACGGAAGUCUUCCAGAGCUUCGGCGAUCUCCUCGAUGCGAAGACGAAUGGCAUUGAGCUAUACCCUCCAGCUGACUACCCAAUUGACUCCGAAGACGUUAUCCUGUAUCUGCAUUCAUCAGGCUCGACAGGCUUUCCGAAGCCCAUUCCGCAAACUGGUGCGACCCUCCUGAAUUGGAUACUGUCGCCGACGAACAGGGAACCUGCAGAAUUGGGCUACAUCUGGGGUCCAAUGAUGUUGCCGCCGUUCCAUACCCUCGGCAUCAGUACACAACUUGUGUAUCCACUUGGUUCGGCCAAGCCCGCAGUUUUGUUCACCCCACGCGCGCAUCUUGGCGUAGCGCCAUUGAUACCUACACCAGAACUUACGCUUGAUGCCGUGCGCCAGACGAAGGUAGACGUACUGGUUGUAGUACCCUCGGUUUUAGGAGCGUGGGUUCAAGACAAGGAAAGUAUGGUUGUGCUGAAUACGAUCAAAGCUGUGAUUUACUGCGGCGGGCCCCUAUCGCCUGCCACCGGCGACAGACUCGUUGCUGCUGGUGUCCGCCUCUAUUGCGUGUACGGAGGUACCGAGUUUGGCGGCGUAACACAUAUCCUUGACGCCGACUAUGAUCAUAUCGGAGUCGCACCCAAAUCUCCGGAUGAGUGGCAAUGGAUGCGUUUCUCUGAUAGAUGCAGUGUGCGCUGGGUACCUCAGGACGACGGAACUUAUGAAUGUUGCUUCAUGGCAAGUCAGACACAUCGUCCAGCUAUAGAGAACAUGGCGGAUGGCGAACAUGGUUAUGCGACUUCUGAUCUCUUCAUACCACAUCCCGUGAAGCCUGGCCUUUGGCGGAUAGUGAGCAGAUCGGAUGAUGUGAUCACGCUCUCGACCGGGGAGAAGAUUGUCCCUAUUCAGCAGCAGGACAUAGUAUCAGCUCAUCCGCUCGUGAAAGGCAACAUAAUGUUUGGUCGCGGUCGCGAACAAGUUGGCAUCCUUAUCGAGCCGCGUCCCGACCAUACUAUCAUACCAGGGCAUGAUCAUGUACUCGCGGAAUUCCGCAAUAUGCUCUGGCCUCAGAUCGAAGAAGCGAAUCGAAUCGCACCCGCACAUGCGCGCAUUUACAAGGAGAUGAUUCUGGUGACUGAUUCUGCCCGGCCUCUUAUUCGCGCAGCCAAAGGAACCAUCGUAGUCAAGCAGUCCCUCGCACUAUAUGAAGAAGAUAUCAACAAUCUCUUGUCUGCGACUUUACUGAGGAAUCAUAUAAUGGCUGCGCUGCGGGCUUCCUCAGACUCACAGAUCAAGAGCGCAGCACGCGACGUGCAGCCUAAUUUCGUAUUCACCCAUCCUACAAUCCUGUUGCUUGCCACCGCAAUUUCAGCCCUAGCGAAUCCGAACCGCGCCGCCCCAGCCGCGCGCUCCCCUGUCAAUCAAAUUGAGACUAUGAUCGAAAAGUAUACUGCGUCGUUGACGCCGGUGUCUGCAUCUCAGGCGGAGCAGCAAACGGCCGCUGCGGUGGUCCUCAUAACGGGGUCGACGGGCGCUCUGGGCUCAUACAUGGUUGCCGAACUGCUCGCUGAUAUACGCGUCGCUCGAGUGUAUGCCUUAAAUCGUGGCACCUCUCUGCAAGAGCGACAAGCAGCAGCUUUCAAAGCGGCGGGAUUUUCUGCGAACAUAAUGUCCGACGUCCGGCUCAAGCUGUUGAGUGGCGAUAUGACGAGGGACGAUUUUGGCCUAGAAGCAAAGAACUUGGAUGAACUGCGCACGUCCGUGACUCAUGUCAUCCACAAUGCAUGGCGGGUGGACUUCAACCUCGCCCUCGCAUCUUUUGAGCCACAAAUCGGAGCGACAAUGAAGCUGCUAAAUCUCGUACCACGCGCUCGCUUCUCGUUCGUAUCCUCUAUGUCAGCCGCACAGAGCUGGGAUACCACUGAGCGUGGACUGUAUGUUCCUGAGGAACCGCUGCAUGAUCCAUCGAUUGCCGUCGGCACUGGCUACGGCAUGUCGAAGUUUGUAGUCGAAGAGGUCCUAGCCAAUGCACGCAAGUUAGGUUACUCCACCACGAGUCUCCGAGUCGGCCAGAUAUGCGGAUCCAGACGCAAUGGUAGUUGGAACACAUCGGAGUGGGUUCCGAGCCUGGUCAAGUCGAGUAUCUCUCUUGGGUGUCUACCAGAUGGCAACGGGGUGGUUUCGUGGAUCCCGAUAGAAGCUGUUGCACGUGCGGCUGUGGACAUAUCACUAUCAGUGAACGCACCCACCUUGGUAAACAUUGUCCAUCCGCAUCCUACACCUGCGCGGCAUGUAUUUGGCGCGAUCAAGGAAGCAUUGGAAUCAGACGUCUCGUUGUCCGUCGUCCCGAUACAAGAGUGGGUGGAUAAACUGGAAGUCAUUGCACAAGGCGCUUCGGAGAGUGAACUGUCUACAAUACCCGCGAUCAAGCUGCUUGAUUUCUUCCGCAGUAUUGCUACACUUACCGGACGAAUGCAAGAUACAUACGCUGCCAAUGCAGAGAUGGGUGGGUUACCGUUGUACGAGACGACGAAGGCGCGAGCACUCUGCUCCGCGCUAAACGAGCUUUGUCCCCUAGCAGAAGAAGACGCCCAGAAGUGGGUCUUGUUUUGGAGAGAAUGGCGGUUCAUCCCAUGA
Molecule: messenger RNA, 3096 nt
Organism: Postia placenta MAD-698-R-SB12
Lineage: Eukaryota; Fungi; Basidiomycota; Agaricomycetes; Polyporales; Adustoporiaceae
Exons: 12
Coding region: 1-3096 (1031 amino acids)
Source: RefSeq, a predicted model, not a curated record